AUGAUACAACUACUCGCACAAUACACCAAAGAACUGCGUGCAUACCACACCAAACUGUCGCCAAAAAAACCACCACCCCUGCGCCUCUUCAUCACUGGUGGCGCUGGCACAGGCAAAAGCCACACUAUCACUGCUUGCACACAAUACCUCCUACGAUCAUCACCACAGUCACUACAAAUCCUCACAGCACCCACAGGUGUGGCAGCAUACAACAUCAAUGGCAUCACAUUACACAAAGCUCUCAACCUUCCCGUCAAACACCACAAGUCGGCCAAUUACCAACCACUCAAAGGGGAAAAAUUAGCAGACCUGCGCAAACUGUGGAAAAAUAUCCACUACCUCAUUAUUGACGAAAUUAGCAUGGUCUCCAUCAAAACAUUCACAAUCAUCCACCAACGCCUCACAGAAAUCCUCGCAACAGACAACACUGAUCAACUCUUCGCCGGCAUCUCAAUUCUAGCAUUCGGCGACUUCUUAAAGCUAAAACCAGUCAUGGGUAAAUACAUCUUUGCAACCCCAACACCGGACACCACCAUACACUUGUGGAAAGAUGUCUUCACACUACUGGAACUACAAACAAAUUACAGGCAGGCCAGCGAUCAGUCCUACGCACAACUCCUAAACAGAUUCCGCUUAGGCCUCCACACCACACACGACAUGCAAACUUUACAUGAACGCCUUCUCACCCCUGCUGCCCUCAACCAAUCACCAUUUCAUACAGCAAUCCGCUUGUACCCCACCAACAAACAGUGCCACCAACAUAACCAAGCCAAGAUUUCAGAACAACACCAUCAACAUACACUGCAUGCCACUGACAGCAUCACCAAUAACUGUACACCACCAAAAACCUUGCAAGAAUUACUACCUACAGAUGAACGUGAUUGCGCUGCACUCAUACACCCUCUGGUACUUGCGCCUGGUGCAACUGUCAUGCUGAUCAGAUAUCUUGAUACAACCGUAGGCCUAGUCAAUGGUGCAACAGGUACUGUCACAGAAAUCAUACCCAAUACAAACAUCAAUAACAGCACAGUCCUCAUCACUUUCCACAAACAACAAAUAGGCAACAAGUACAAAACCUCCACAAAACACCCAAACGCCAUACCAAUCCAACCAAUCACUGCAACAUUCUAUGGCAAAUACAACACAACCAUCAACAUAACUCAAUUCCCAUUAAAGCUGUGCUGCGCAACUACCAUCCAUAAAAUGCAAGGCACAUCUUUAGACUCAGCAGUCCUUGACCUAGGACCCAAAAUGUUUACAUCAGGCAUGGCAUACGUUGCACUAUCCCGUGUGCGCAACAUGAGUGGUCUAGUCAUAACACACAUACAAAAGAAAUCACCAGGUUUCGCUGCAUCCAAAUCUGCACUUCAAGAAAUGAAGCGCCUGCGUCAAACAACAACAUUACGCUGA
Molecule: messenger RNA, 1410 nt
Organism: Lineus longissimus
Lineage: Eukaryota; Metazoa; Nemertea; Pilidiophora; Heteronemertea; Lineidae
Product: ATP-dependent DNA helicase PIF1-like
Exons: 1
Coding region: 1-1410 (469 amino acids)
Biological process (GO): telomere maintenance; DNA repair
Molecular function (GO): DNA helicase activity
Source: RefSeq, a predicted model, not a curated record